AUGUCGGGCUAUACCAACGAUCACUUUGGAGAGCGUACCCUCUCGGCCCUAGACUGUAUUAUUGACGAUCCAACAGGCCUACUAUACCAGGCCAGCCCCAACGCUCGAUUGCCCCAGGCCACCCCGCGCGAUCUUGACAUUUUAUCCGCAGAGCAAUAUCCUCACCCAUUACUGAACAGGAAUUCUCAUGCUACGACCAAGAGGAAACAACUACUCACUGAGCCACCCCAGCAACUUUACGGCGGUAUAACGUUGAGGCAAACCGCACUGUCGACGGAGAGCAGCAAUGACUCCUCACUGAUUCAAACCGAGGAUCCACCACCGAGGCCCCGCAAAAGGGCAAAGAAGGCACCCGUUCAGCAGGAUGACAGCGGCCAUGAGGACUCGACCAAGAAGUCUCGAGGUCGGCCUCGCCUCGAUACACAGGAUGAGACCGCCGCUGACCGUCGACGCACCCAAAUCAGACUCGCCCAGCGUGCUUAUCGGAAUAGGAAGGAGUCUACAAUCAUUGGCUUGAAGCAGCGCGUCACCGACCUCCAGAAUACGAUUGAAAGGAUGAACGCUACCUUCACAGAUCUACAUGACAACAUCAUAGAUUCCGGAAUGGUCAAUGGUCACCGGGGCCUGUCGUCCCAUCUGGAAAAGGUCAUGGCCCAGUUCGAUGAAUUGGUUAAGAAUGCCGCCGCCGACGAUGACGAUGAUGAACCUCAACCCACCAAGGAGCCAACCAAGAAAGAAUCUAACUUCCAAUCAAAGUCCUCGAAAGCCGCACAUCCCCCAAUCAGUCCUCAGCAAUCCAGCCAAGAUUCCGAUACUGAAGAGCUUCCCUCGACCACUUUAUCUAGCAACGACGCCAUUUACGCCUUUGACGACGCCGCUGUAUGGCCUGACACCUCCAACGAUGUGAUGCAAUUCCAUGUCCAUCUUCCCGAAGCCUCGGUCUCUCUGGAGGAGAUCACUGCCAAAAGCCUUACCCUACCUGAGCUGCAACGUCCACUCACGCCCACCAAUCCAUCUCCUGUCACCGGCGGCCAUUUCUACACCUACUCGUUCCAAGAAACGACCUUUGCUCGCCGCCUGCAACGUAUGUGCCUUGAACGUGCCUUUCGAGGCCUCACAUCCCCAACCAUCUCGCCCGCGCACAUUGCCCGCACCUUCCGCUUCACCUUUUGCUUCAGCAACCGCCGUCGUAUGCUCAAUCGGUUUCAAGACAUGCUGAAGCGAAGAGCUGGCGAAGCAUUGGAGAAUUUUGCUGUGCCAUUCUUUCAGAUCGGCGGAGCAGGCACGCAUUUUCCUAGACGUGACAAGGAUGGCAAGGCGGUGCUGCCACCGAAUAUGCUUGGUCCCGAAAGGGCGGUGGAAACCCAGCAGUUCAGUGUCGGUCCGCGCCGGGCUCAAGUUGGCUGGGACUACGAGAGUGGGUUAGUGGAGACGCCGAGAGGCGAGCACAGUGUGCAGGAGUUACUGGAGAAGAUCGGAUUUGGAGGUCUCUGGUUCGACAGCCACGACGUCGAGGGCUAUCUGGAAACGAAGGGCAUCAUGCUCGAUGCGAGCAGCAGCUUUGUCGAAGUCGAUCCACGGGCCCUUAGCUUGGACACCACUAGACCCGGCGACGUCGGAAGCAACACGAGCAGCGGCAACAGCCCUUCUUCGGCUCAGAGCAGCCCUCUACGCACUCCCUCGCCCUUCGGCAAAGCGACUGUCAGCCUCAGCCGGCCCUACGGCCCCUUUGGUAACCCUUUCGUCCAACAGGCGCCCGACAACACUUAUGCUUCGUUCUCCACAGCAUUCAACCCCGACGACCCAACCGAUAUCAGUCUACAAUCCCACAUGUCCAACCUAGAGAAGGACUUCCGUCUCCAAGAUCCCACCGAUCAGAUCGCCUCCGUCCAAUCCUCACACAUCUGGCCGUGGACCGAGCCCGCGCCCCUCCUCGACUUGGACGCCACGCUCACGGACCUCAACAAUACUACUGAUUUCUCCCAAGGCGACCACCAGUACUCCUUCAACGCCGACUACUACACCGAGGCGGGGCGCGCUACUGCGGCAGAGGGCGUGCAGAGCGCCCGCCGGGUCGUGGACCGUCUCGUCCAGCGCGGCGGCUCCGUCACCAUCGACGUGGAGAAGCUGCUGGAGCGGCUGGUGGAUGGAGGGGCUUGUCUAGGCCGCGCGCCGGGGUUCAGGAAGGAGUUGGUCGACCACGCGCUGGUUUUGGGGUUGGCUGAGGGAUUCUAG
Cyphellophora europaea CBS 101466 is the source of this 2235-nucleotide messenger RNA. RefSeq lists its product as uncharacterized. Gene Ontology annotation, molecular function: DNA-binding transcription factor activity. Lineage: Eukaryota; Fungi; Ascomycota; Eurotiomycetes; Chaetothyriales; Cyphellophoraceae. Gene Ontology annotation, biological process: regulation of DNA-templated transcription. The transcript has a single exon. Bases 1 to 2235 code for a protein of 744 amino acids. The record is from RefSeq and is a predicted model, not a curated record.